Molecule: messenger RNA, 1255 nt
Organism: Musca vetustissima
Lineage: Eukaryota; Metazoa; Arthropoda; Insecta; Diptera; Muscidae
Gene: Arp6
Product: actin-related protein 6
Exons: 2
Coding region: 11-1231 (406 amino acids)
Cellular component (GO): Swr1 complex
Molecular function (GO): nucleosome binding
Source: RefSeq, a predicted model, not a curated record
AUGCUCGAAAAUGGACGACAAUGGAGUCACUGUGGUCUUGGACAAUGGAGCCUAUACGGCCAAAUUGGGUUUGGCCUCACAGGAUGAUCCCCAGGUGUUGUUGAAUUGUAUAAUGAAAGCAAAGGCCGAGAGACGCCGGGCAUUUAUUGGCAAUCAAAUUGAUGAGUGUAGAGAUGCCUCAGGUUUAUUUUACAUUUUGUGUUUCCAAAAGGGUUAUCUCCUAAACUGGGACAUACAAAAAACGGUGUGGGAUUAUUUCUUUAGCAAUGAAGGUACGGGCAUUAAUUUGGAAGAUCGCAAUAUUUUGGUAACAGAGCCGCAAUUGAAUUUCGCCAGCAUCCAAGAGACAAUGGUGGAGAUAUUAUUUGAGGAAUAUCAUUGUAAUGGUAUCCAUAAAACAACAACGGCCGAGUUGGCGGCAUAUAAUUAUUGUGCCGAUAGUGGUGAGGAAACCUCUAUGCAGGCCUUAAAUUGUAUUGUUGUUGAUGUGGGCUAUAGUUUUACCCAUGUUGUGCCAUUUGUACGAGGUAAAAGGGUGCUGAAAGGAAUACGACGCAUUGAGGUGGGUGGUAAAGCCUUGACCAAUCACAUGAAAGAAAUUAUUUCCUAUCGCCACAUAAAUCUAAUGGAUGAAUCUUAUGUGGUGAAUCAAAUAAAGGAAGAUGUUUGCUUUGUAUCACAGAACUUUGCCGAUGAUAUGCGGGUACAUAGUGAUCCGAAGAAACGUGCCGAGAUUACUGUGGAAUAUAUGCUGCCAGAUUUUACCACUGUUAAAAGGGGUUAUAUCCGUAAGGGUAGUGGUGGUGGUGGCGGACAACCGACCGAGGAUGAAGAUUGUGAUCAACAAUCGAUGCGUUUGUGUAAUGAACGUUUUACUGUACCGGAGUUGUUGUUCAACCCCUCGGAUGUGGGUAUACAACAGGUUGGUAUACCCGAGGCUGUUAUAGAUGCCUUGAAGGAUUGCCCUGCCUAUGCCCAUCAUGAACUGCUGCGUAAUAUUUUGGUAAUUGGUGGUUCAUCGUUGUUUCCCGGCUUUGUGCCCAGGCUGAAAAGUGAAAUACGCGCUUUGGCUCCAGAUGAUUUGGAGGUAUCGUUGAUAUUUCCCGAUGAUCCUAUUAGUUAUGGUUGGUAUGGUGGCAAAGAAAUGGCCAGUAGUGAUGGAUUUAAGGAAACCCUUCUCACCCGUGAUGAAUAUGAAGAAAAUGGUUACACGGCCAGUAAUGGAAGAUAAUAAAAAAAUUAGAAAAAACAAAAA